Photinus pyralis (common eastern firefly) is the source of this 1512-nucleotide messenger RNA. RefSeq lists its product as uncharacterized. The record is from RefSeq and is a predicted model, not a curated record. Bases 1 to 1512 code for a protein of 503 amino acids. The transcript has 2 exons. Gene Ontology annotation, biological process: proteolysis. Lineage: Eukaryota; Metazoa; Arthropoda; Insecta; Coleoptera; Lampyridae. Gene Ontology annotation, molecular function: aspartic-type endopeptidase activity.
AUGAUUAACGAAAACCCAUCGUCAACUAGUUUUCCUAUCACGAGGUAUUUACGUCCUGACAAAUUUGAUGUCGAACCUGAUGCUGCAGAAGCGGAUGCACAAUGGCAGCACUGGAGGUCAACGUUCGAAAGUUUUUUGAAUGAAGAAGUAAAAACUGAUUUAAUACCAGAUGCAUUAAGACGCAAGCUCUUAGUAAAUCACCUAUCAGCUUCAAUCUACAAACAUAUCAAAACUUGCGAAACUUACGAAGCCUCAAUUGCAGCUUUAGAAGGUAUUUAUAUUAAACCUAAAAAUAUAAUUCUAGCCAGGCAUAUUCUUUUUAACCGGAAACAACGUGCGGAUGAAAACAUCUCUGACUACGUAAGAGCUUUACGUUUAGCGGCAAAAGAUUGCUCUUUCGAAACCGUUACCGCUCAAGAACAUGAAGAACAAGCAAUCCGUAGCACCUUGAUCUCCGGUUUGCUUUCUCGUAAAAUCAAAGAACGCCUGCUAGAAAAUAAAAAACUUACUCUUGCCGAAGCACUUGAUCAAGCUAUUGCACUUGAAACAGCUGAAAAGGACGCGCUAAUAAUAAUCAACAGUCUUAUCGAUGACGGUUCAUCUCACUGUAGUACAAUAUCUGCCGCUUCACCGUCAAGCUUGAAAGGUGCAACUAUUCUAAUCACGGUGAAUGGUUAUAAAGCUGAUGCUCUUGUUGACACUGGCAGUUCUGUCAGUUUUAUAAACAGAAAAAUCGCGCGCCUAAUGAAGUUACGUCAAAAACCAUGUACACAGUCUGUUAACUUAGCCUCGCUGAAUCAAGUAUCGGUUGUCGAAGGUAUUUGCUUUGCCAAUAUCACCAUGAAUAAACACAACUACAGGCAAAUACCACUUCUUAUCGUCGAUAAUCUCUGCGCGGACGUGAUCGUUGGACACGACCUACUAAAAGAACAUUCUAAAAUUGAAUUUGAAUUGGGAGGUCCCCAUGAACCAUUACGCAUCUGCAACGUAAUGCAGUCCUCGGUGCCACCAGCAUCUAUUUUUACUAAUUUGUCACCUAACAUCAGACCUAUCGCCGUAAGGAGUCGUCGAUACAGUAUACAAGACGAAGAAUUUAUCAAGCAAGAAAUAUCAAAAUUACUGGAAGACGGUGUAAUAGAACCAAGCAUUUCUCCCUGGAGAGCACAAGUCCUAGUAGCGGGAGGUGGCGCUCAUCGAAAACGUCUAGUAAUAGACUACUCUAUGACUAUUAACAAGUUUACAGAAUUGGAUGCAUUCCCAUUACCAAACAUGGAAACGGUCGUCUUAAAAGUAUCGAAAUACAAAAUCUUCAGUCAGAUCGACUUAAAAAGCGCAUAUCAUCAAAUGACCAUUUUAGAUAAAGAGAAAGUCUACACUGCUUUUGAAGCCUGCGGACAACUUUACCAGUUUACAAGAAUUCCAUUCGGUGUUACCAAUGGUGUAGCAGCGUUUCAAAGGACUCUAGACUUCAUCAUAACCACAACACUCUUAUUUCGAUAUUACAGUUCAUAG